GUGUUACCUUAACUUAAUUAAUGGAAAUUGAUAAAUUGUUGCGUCUACCAAUUGACCACCUGACCACCUGUAAAUAUCCGGGAACAGGUGUGUCUGCGUAUUUUCUCACGGCGUAUUGUAACUGGAGCAUAAAAUGCGUCUCUCGUUGGCUCUCUUUCUCCAUGCCUUUGCAUUGCAGCUGCUCAUCGUCAGAUGCUCAACUUCGAACGCUUGCAACUUGAAGGGCUCGAGUGAAGCAACUGUGUGCUUGCCUCUCCAGCAAUAUCUGCAGCAUCAAGGUGAUCAAAGCUCAUCAGAGUCAUCAAAACACGGAAAAGGACAGAAAGGCGAUCCAGGCAAAAGUGGACCACCGGGAAAAACAGGACAGAAAGGAGUGAGAGGACCUGUAGGACCAAAGGGUCAUUCUGGCUCUAAAGGUGACAAGGGAGAUGCUGGACAAUCAAGUGACAUGUUGUAUCUGUUUAUGGGUGCGACAUGGUUGAGUGCCAACGCAGUGUUUGUUCAAACGCCUUCAGUGCGGAACACUGAGCAGAUUGUCUUUCGAUCACAUGACCAGCAGGGUGUUCUAUUCAGUGCUGUUGUUCUUCCCAGUGGACGUUUAUCUGACAAGAAGAACUACAUCAUCACUCUGAAAUUUUGGUAUCAAAGACUCACAACUGACAAUGACCUUUUGGUCGGCAUCUGUGAUGAUAUUGAUUGUGUGGGAUUUAAGUAUCGAGACAGUGGAGACAACAUCUAUGCACUCAAGUGGAGGAAACAUGCAAGCAGCUGUCCAGUAAGCAGCACCAGGUUGAACGAUGGAUGGGCCGAUGAUGACCAGGAAAUGUAUGAGAUGAAGUUUGAUGUCUCAGCCUCUAAUACAAUUGGAAGCACAUGGAGUAGUGUUGCUGCCAAACCGUUUCUGCAAAGGUUUGAUGUCGUGAUGAGGUUUAGUCACGGCAUGUCGAUACUUGUUUGUCGUGAUUCUACCACUGAGGCUUACAGUAUGCGUUUCUUUGAAAUGUUUGUCAGACAAAACAAUCUCUAGUUUGUUGGAUGGCCUUUACUGAACUCAUUUGCUUGUUUUUUCUCAGCUUUUAGCUUGCUGAUUAGCUAUGUGGUGCUGAUUAGCUACGUGGUGCUGUUAAGCAUUCGAAUUUUUUGCGGGUUGUCUGUAGUGUUACAUGUCUGUAGUAUUGUGGAGGAAGGAA
Molecule: messenger RNA, 1190 nt
Organism: Corticium candelabrum
Lineage: Eukaryota; Metazoa; Porifera; Homoscleromorpha; Homosclerophorida; Plakinidae
Exons: 8
Coding region: 134-1027 (297 amino acids)
Source: RefSeq, a predicted model, not a curated record